AACACCGGAAGUGCGUAGCGCCUGUCCCCGCCUACCGACAUAAGGAAGCAGGUGACCUGUUUUUGCUUCCAAUUGGCUGUUAUUCGGUGAGGAGAGAAGACGCCGGUGACCUGUGUGUAUGACCGGGGUAGACUGCGCCAUGAACGGCUCCGGGCUCUUGGUCGCUGCUGUGCUGCUUGUACUGAGCGGGAGAGGGGCCGAGUGCUCAGAUCCGCUCAUCCAGACAAGCUCCCCAGAUGCACCCGGCGGAGAGAUACUGACGUGCAAUUUGACAGAUUCUUCCUUUCAAAUUUCUGGUCACCAGUGGUUUAAGGGGAAUAAACUUCUCCAUGAAGACAAAGAUGACUCUCAUGUUACAACAUAUAACAUUACUGAAGUGAAUGUGGAGAGCUCUGGACAAUACAUUUGCAAGUUCCUGUCUGUUCGUGAUGUUGAUGGAGUGAUUAAUGUAACAGUCCCACCCCAUGUUAUGGCUUAUAAAAAAAAUGAGCAUGCAAAUGAAGGGGACACAGGAGUUUUGACUUGUAAAAGCAACUCCUACCCCCUUGUGGAACAGUGGAUGUGGUACAAGUCAUCUGAAGAUGGUCUGCAGCCUAUAGUGAAUGGGUCAGAGGAACGUUAUUUCAUUAAGUCCACUGGAAAUAAGACCGAGCUUCGUAUUCACCAACUAGACAUUGAAAAAGACCAGGGUGACUAUAUAUGCAAUGGUACCAAUGUGCUGGGUGAAACUGGAUCCGUUGUUGCCCUUCGUGUGCGUAGCCGUCUUGCUGCACUCUGGCCUUUCCUUGGUAUUGUUGCAGAGGUUCUGAUUCUAGUCACAAUUAUCUUUAUCUAUGAGAAGAGGAGAAAGCCUGAUGAGGCACCUGAAGAUGACGAUGGCGGAUCGGCACCUCUGAAAAGCAAUGCUGGCACAAACCAUGAGAAUGUGCGGCAAAGAAAUUCGAGCUGAGUCAUAGAUGAAUAGAAGAGAUGGAAGAGACAUUAUUGAACAAGUUCCGAUGUGUUGCACUCAGUUCAAGAAUCCCCUGCCUUCCUUGAUGAUCUACACAGCAGCACCCAAUUAUUAUUUUUUUCUGUAAAGCAAACCGUAAGCUUAUCCCCCUCCCCCGUGUGACUUCAGUUCUGCUGGCAGGGGCAAUUUGUGUUAGAUGCACAGGAGUUGCCAAAUGUGUGUAAUUGGCACCUGGUAUUUAAGUGUCAGUAGUACCAGCCUUACAAAUUCCAUUUUUUAUUUUUAUUUUUUUUUUCUCGUGUUCUAGUCUCUUGAUAGCAUACUAGGCACAUGCCAAACAUGUGUAUUCUUUUUGUUUUUCAUUUAGAUGGAAAGGAUAACGCAGAACUUUAUCCUGUGGUCCACAACCUGAUGUACCGUUUCCCCGAAAAUAAGACAUACUCCUAAAAUAAGCCGUAGCAGAAUUUCUAAGCGUUGGCAUAAUAUAAGCCAUACCUAAAAUAAGACAGUAGUAGGCGAGGCUAAGCGUACUGAUGCAGAGCGGUAAAGACGGGCAGCCCUUCUCCUCUGCCCCAUCGUGACAGCUGCUAUAUGUGGGUUUCUCACCCCCCACAAACACCCGUUAAGCUGCUGCUCCCCAACACUGACCAGCAACAGUCAGUGGGUUUCUCGCCCCACACAAGCACCAAGGGGUUAGGGGAAAAUCUUUAACAAGCAGUCUGCUACUGAGCCCAGAAAUAUCAUUGAAUAAAUGUUUCCAGAAGACUACUUUAUUUGAAUAAAUGUAGAUUGUUGUACCAUACUUAAUAAAAAUAAGACCUCCCCUGAAAAUAAGCCAUAGUGUGUCUUCUUGAGGAAAAUAAAGGAGUCUUAUUUUCAGGGAAACCACUCUGUUUUUAAACUUUUGACACUGGAUUGUAAAUGUUUGAAGAGAACAUGCCAAUAAAAAUGUCCCACCUUUUUA
This is a messenger RNA of Hyla sarda, 1916 nucleotides long. RefSeq names its product basigin (Ok blood group) (gene BSG). Lineage: Eukaryota; Metazoa; Chordata; Amphibia; Anura; Hylidae. The transcript is spliced from 8 exons. Gene Ontology annotation, biological process: homophilic cell-cell adhesion; dendrite self-avoidance; axon guidance. The record is from RefSeq and is a predicted model, not a curated record. Bases 119 to 949 code for a protein of 276 amino acids. Gene Ontology annotation, molecular function: cell-cell adhesion mediator activity. Gene Ontology annotation, cellular component: axon; plasma membrane.